AUGCGGCGCCUCGUUUGUUCGCCCGCACAGUGCGCGGUGCUGCGCCCGUGUCGCGCUUCCAUCGUCCUGAAUCGCGGAUCCACCUUUAAUAUGGCGCAGCGCAGCUACUUUAGCUUCCUGCGGCGCAAAGUCCCGCGCGUCAAGGUGGAGGAGGCGCUCUUUGACAAGCAGUCAACGCACUACACAGGGACCAUAUUCGGCCUAUCGGCAGACGCCGUGGUGUUUUACUCAAAGGCAGGCGCUGCAGUGUUUUGCAUCAUUCUGGUAUUUGGUGUGUUCAUCAAGGGAUACGCCAUGCUCUCGCGAUUUAGUCUCGCGACAGUGGCACGCUUGGGAUUCAUGAGCGGCUUUGUCUCCAGCGCGGUACUCUACACUGUCGUCCUCGCGGUGAUUCGGCGGUUUAAGAUCAACCCAAACGCGGUGUACAACCAAUCCAUUGCGCUUGUCAUGCGCAAUGAGAGUGUGGUGCAGCACCUCGGCGCCCACCCACGCACAGGGGACUUCAAGGCGUACUGUUAUAGCGGUGGCUUUCGGCUCCCGCUCCUGCGUCGCAUUCGCAGUGGAAACUACGAGCUUUCGGACCUACUCGGACUGAAGGAAAGGCGAAUGCAAAUGAUGUUCAUCCUGCGUAAUCCAGCAAAUGGGCGGGAGGGACUCGUCACGUGCGACGUGCGCCGAGAGACGACUGGAUUCAUGGCCUCCACUAACACCUACAGGUCAUUGGCAGUAACGCUAACGGACGCUGGUCGCACAACGGAGCCGAAGACUGUCGUGGUGAUUGGCCGACCAGAAGAUGUGGUAUAUCGUGGCCUCAUGCGCCUGUAG
Molecule: messenger RNA, 825 nt
Organism: Trypanosoma grayi
Lineage: Eukaryota; Euglenozoa; Kinetoplastea; Trypanosomatida; Trypanosomatidae
Exons: 1
Coding region: 1-825 (274 amino acids)
Source: RefSeq, a predicted model, not a curated record